Molecule: messenger RNA, 1526 nt
Organism: Zingiber officinale
Lineage: Eukaryota; Viridiplantae; Streptophyta; Magnoliopsida; Zingiberales; Zingiberaceae
Product: putative hydrolase C777.06c
Exons: 12
Coding region: 199-1245 (348 amino acids)
Source: RefSeq, a predicted model, not a curated record
CAAUUGAUUAAACGAAACGAAGAAGGCAAUCAUGGCUGGGGUGGUUGGAUUAGCACUUAGCAGUCGUGGUGCUCGCCCGUUGAAGCCCAACGCCCAGAAAAACCUUUUUAAUUUCGAUUCGAUUCGCAUAUUCUCCGUCGGUUCACUCGAGUGCCGUGCGUCCACGAGUGUCGCUGGAGGAGCAGCAACGGCGUUCCCAUGGCGGCGACGCUCUCGUUUGUUCGCUCCGCCGCCUGUUACCUCGUCUCCCUUUCCACACCCCGAUGGGGCUCGGCGGCCGCAGAAAGCCCUCGGCACUUUCUGCAUCUUCCGUCUCGGCCGCGCUUGCUCCCGCGCCGGAUCUAUUCCAAAAUUGCUGAUGCUGAAACCAAGGUCCAAGCACACAAGGGUCAGUCAGAAAUCAUUUUUUUAGGCACAGGAACUAGUGAAGGGAUACCUCGAGUGAGCUGCCUCACAGCUGAAUCAAAAAUAUGUGAGGUUUGCUCAAAAGCAUCUGUGCCUGGAGACAAGAACAAUAGACUUAAUACAAGCAUCCUUAUAUGCUAUGUCAAUUCUUUGGGAAGAUAUAACAUUCUUGUAGAUGCUGGCAAGUUUUUCUAUCAUAGCGCUCUUCGAUGGUUUCCUACCUAUGGGCUGAGAAAGAUUGAUGCAGUCAUCAUAACCCAUUCACAUGCCGAUGCAAUUGGAGGUCUUGAUGAUCUCCGAGAUUGGACAAAUAAUGUCCAACCAUCCAUCCCUAUUUAUGUGGCACAACGUGAUUUAGAGGUGAUGAAGAAGACUCAUUAUUACAUAGUGGAUACCAGUGGGCUGAUUCCUGGUGCCGCUGUAUCAAAAUUGCAUUUCAAUGUGAUUAAGGAGGAACCAUUUGUGAUUCACGAUCUUAAGGUUACUCCUCUACCUGUUUGGCAUGGAAAAGGUUACCGUUCUUUAGGUUUUCGUUUCGGAAAUAUUUGCUACAUAAGUGAUGUUAGUGACAUACCAGAAGAGACUUACAUGCUCCUCAAAGACUGCGAUCUUCUUAUCCUGGAUGCACUGAGGCCAGAUCGUUCUUCUUCAACACACUUCGGACUACCAAGGGCUCUAGAUGAAGUACGCAAGAUUCAACCGAGGCGGACUCUUUUUACGGGCAUGAUGCACUUGAUGGACCACGAAAAGAUAAAUGAACAGCUCGCCAAGUUGCAGGAUUCUGAAGGUCUGAAUGUCCAAUUAAGCUAUGACGGACUCCGCAUCCCAGUAAACCUAUAGCUGAUGCCACUACUCAUCGCUGCAUCUUGGCACCUAAUCCUACCAUACGAAUCUGAGUCCCUUUAGGCUCUUCAGUAAUGGUAGCGACCGCGGCUAGUCAAUAAUGAAGUGAUGACGAGUUCUUCCAAUUUAAAUGCUCCAAUGUCUUACCAAUUGUAUUCUUCAAAGGUCAGCACUAAAUAAUUAGAACAGGUACAGAGUUUUUGCACCGGUUUCACGCACAUUAAAUCAAUGUGUAUUUCUGAUUAGAAAUUUGCAUCAUGGAGUUGAUUUGCUUUGUA